Molecule: messenger RNA, 601 nt
Organism: Volvox carteri f. nagariensis
Lineage: Eukaryota; Viridiplantae; Chlorophyta; Chlorophyceae; Chlamydomonadales; Volvocaceae
Exons: 2
Source: RefSeq, a predicted model, not a curated record
GGACGCGGAGACUGGCACCGUCGAGGACGCGGCGGAACUGUGGUCCCGAUGAGUGCACCAGCCGGCAUCACCGAAGCAGAGGAUGUGCCACCNCGCGUCAAGUCGCGUGGUGCUACUGGCGAGUUCAAAACAAACUGGUCAGAGCUUGGCGGUAUAGACCCAUAUGCAUGCUGCAUCAGCGGCGGCAUCAGGGGGUGGUUCAUCGGUGCUAAGACUGGCAACAUCGAGAAUAUUAUCAACCACGUCAAAACACGCCAGCACAUGAUGGCGUGCAAGCAAGAGACACAGCGGCUCACCCAGCAGGGUGGCCUUGUCGCGCGGCCCAUGCCACCACCUGGAGUGCGAGACGUCAGCUGUGCCUGGCCACCUGACAUGCGCAUGCAUCUAUAUGGCAUGUCGGACGAGGCGGCAGAGGAGGAGUAUCAGCGCCUCUACAGCCAGUUUCAGCACAGGCGCACACGUCGGCGAGAGCAGCAGCCCAAUGCCGUAGACAGUGGGCGCCGCAUCUUACCGCGCACUUCACCCACUCCUGCACCUGGAGCGCGCACCGUUGGUCCCAACAUGGAUCCGGAGGCACAGCGCAUCGUCAGCCCCGACGUGC